Messenger RNA from Paramecium pentaurelia, 1437 nucleotides. The record is from the annotation of a GenBank genome assembly. Lineage: Eukaryota; Ciliophora; Oligohymenophorea; Peniculida; Parameciidae.
AUGAAAAAACUUAUUUCUGUUUUGGGGCUUAUUAUAUCAAUUAAUAUAAUAUUUUCCCAAUUUUUGGAUGCUUUUCAAUCUUUCUAAAGACCUCUAAUAGAUUGGAGAAUUAUAAAAGGGUAAAAUUUGUAUAUAUAUUUAGUCUAAUAUAUAAUGAAUAUACUGAUUAUGUUUCAUAUUUAGCAUCAGGCUUGUGGUUACUUUUAAAUUAUUAUUUAGAAGGGUUUCGCUUUAAUUCAUUUUUAAUAAUUAUUGCCUAAUUUUUUUUCUAUUUAGACAAUGUAUUAAAUAAAUUUUUAUUUUAGGCUUUUUCAUUAAAGAGUAUUUUAUCUAAUGCUUCAGCCCUUUUUGCAAUUUUAUAUUUAUGGUCUUUGAUUAAAUAGAAAAAUUUCUCAUUACCUCAACCCAAAGGUAGGUUUAGAACUUGUUAUAAACAAAUUUAACUAAAAGAUAAAUAUUAGACAAUUGUCUCAGUUUACUACCCCUGUCGCGAUUAAAAAUAGAAAGAUGUUGAUAUUAAAUGGCUGCCAAAUUAAAAAUAUUCCAAAUAAAUAUAUGAAAGAAUGUAGUUACAGUUGAAAUGGGUUCCUCAUCAUUUCAUCUUUGAUUUUGGUCUAAGCUUUUUAAAGUAAACAUUUAUUUCAAAUAAUAAGUUAUAUAACAUUUAAGGCUAGUUUAGAGUAACCUUUAAUUAAUGAUAAUCUAGAUGUUGCUAUUUUUAGUCAUGGAUUUACUUAACAUAGAAAUGCUUACACUUUUUUGUGUUAAGAAUUAGCAAGUGAAGGAAAUGUUGUAUUUUCAUUAUAACAUCAAGAAAUGGUUUAUCCUUGGGAUUUAAAUAAAACUAAAAUUUUAAAUUCUGGAAAUAAGCCAGAAGUGAUGGAAAAAUAUUAAAAUUUAAGAGCAACUCAUUUAGAUUGGAGAUGUGAAUAAGUAAAGUAUUUAAUUUAGUAAUUAAAAUGUGGAAAAAUAUAAGAAAUUUUUGAACAUUUCAAGCCUUAAAGUAUUAAUUUAAUAGGACAUUCUUUUGGGGGAGCAACUGUUCUCAAAGUUGCUUAAGAAAUUAAAGUAGAAAGUGUGAUAUCAUAUGAUCCAUGGUUAUUUCCAUUCAAUAAGGAAGAAUUUAAGAAAUAAGUUUAAGGAAGAACUUUAAUCUUAAGCAAAGAUAAAAAUAGAUUUAAAUAAGAAGUUUUUGAGCCAAAGUUAUUAAUGGAUUUUCUAGAAAAUAGAAAUAAUGUUGAGCACUAUCGUAUAAAAGGGUUAGAUCAUGCCUAUCCAAAUGAUUUAACUUAUUUAUUGGCUACUGAAUUGACAUUAUUUGGAGAAUUAAGAAGUAGCAAAAAUAUUUAGUAAAUUAAUGAACUUUUGAUUUCUUUAGCAAAAAAAUUUAUUAAGACCAUCCCUUUUACUUAAGAAGAAAUGAAUCAAUUUUAUUGA